UACUUGUCCAGAUCUCUAGUCCGACUCCUUCAACUCCCUCCACACAUGCGACCCUACAACUCCCAGCCGAAUAGACACCUCGUCUCAAGCGCCUCCAACUACUGGUCCUGGUGACCUGCGCGAACCACGAUAUCACACCACCCACCUACCAACCCCUUAUCUAUCCUCCCCGACGAUCCCGCCCAUGGCGAACCGCCAUAUCACCCGGCGUAUACUCCUCAGCGCGAUCGGCCUGCUUUUCUUCCUGUUUCUCUUCUUCGUUCGCCCGCAGGGACCGCCGAGUCCUGCGAUUCGCGCCCCGGGGCAUAUCGAUCAUUCGGUGGCGGCUAAGCUCACUAAGGAUGACCUCACGCGGGGAGAGGUGGUGAUGCCGCGGUUGGGGAAUGAGACUGCGAAGGCAGAACUAGGCCGUGCGACAUGGAAAUACUUCCACACGAUGCUGGCGCGGUAUCCGGAGAAACCGACAACAGAGCAGCAGGAGACACUCCGCUCUUACAUUUACAUGUUCGCGCGACUCUACCCGUGGUAUGUGGUGUGAUGCGAUGCGAUCGCAGGCUUACAAUAUAAUCCUAUCCUGUCCGUCCAGCUGAUUGUGUGACAACUCCAGCGGUGAAUGCGCCUCACAUUUCCAGGGCCAUCUGCAAAAGUACCCGCCGCAGGUGUCGUCGCGUAACGCGGCUGCUGGAUGGGGGUGUUUCAUCCAUAAUGAGGUUAAUGCGAUGCUGGAGAAGACUGAGUUUGACUGU
This is a messenger RNA of Aspergillus campestris IBT 28561, 746 nucleotides long. RefSeq lists its product as uncharacterized. The record is from RefSeq and is a predicted model, not a curated record. Gene Ontology annotation, molecular function: flavin-dependent sulfhydryl oxidase activity; flavin adenine dinucleotide binding. NCBI's taxonomy places the organism in Eukaryota, Fungi, Ascomycota, Eurotiomycetes, Eurotiales, Aspergillaceae. The transcript has 2 exons. Gene Ontology annotation, cellular component: mitochondrion. The coding region runs from base 185 to 538 and encodes 117 amino acids.